Messenger RNA from Salvelinus fontinalis (brook trout), 1724 nucleotides. Its product is annotated as proteoglycan 4-like. The record is from RefSeq and is a predicted model, not a curated record. The coding region runs from base 84 to 1724 and encodes 546 amino acids. Lineage: Eukaryota; Metazoa; Chordata; Actinopteri; Salmoniformes; Salmonidae. The transcript has 4 exons.
UCUAAGAAACUACUCCUGAACAUAUAACUUGGUGUUGAACCAAUAAGACAUUUUAGAAUCAACAGAAUUUCUAUUUCACAAUAAUGGAUCAUAAUUCUCAAAGAAUACCUAAGAUGAGUGUAUACCAAGUUACAUCAACAGCGCUCCUUUUAAUGGUGGUCAUUACAAUGAUUCCUACAUCCGCAACCAAUACAACAGUCACUGACGACUCAACAACAACAGGUGAACCCUCCACAACUGUCAUUGAUGCGUCGACAGCAACUGGUGAACCGCUACAACCGUUACCGAUUCAUCAACAACUAGUGAAACCACGACAACCGUUACCGAUUCAUCAACUACCAGUGAAACCGCUACAACCGUUACCGAUUCAUCAACAACUAGUGAACCCACUACAACCGUUACCGAUUCAUCAACAACUAGUGAAACCGCUACAACCGUUACCGAUUCAUCAACAACUAGUGAAACCACGACAACCGUUACCGAUUCAUCAACUACCAGUGAACCCACUACAACCGUUACCGAUUCAUCAACAACUAGUGAACCCACUACAACCGUUAAUGAUUCACCAGCAACAACUAGUGAACCCACUACAACCGUUACCGAUUCAUCAACAACUAGUGAACCAACUACAACCGUUACCGAUUCAUCAACAACUAGUGAAACCGCUACAACCGUUACCGAUUCAUCAACAACUAGUGAAACCACGACAACCGUUACCGAUUCAUCAACUACCAGUGAACCCACUACAACCGUUACCGAUUCAUCAACAACUAGUGAACCCGCUACAACCGUUACCGAUUCAUCAACUACCAGUGAAACCACUACAACCGUUACCGAUUCAUCAACUACCAGUGAAACCACUACAACCGUUACCGAUUCAUCAACAACUAGUGAAACCGCUACAACCGUUACCGAUUCAUCAACUACCAGUGAAACCACUACAACCGUUACCGAUUCAUCAACUACCAGUGAAGCCGCUACAACCUUACCCGGUGUUGUUGACAACAACGGACGCAGCUGCAACAGUCAUUGAUUCAUCAACAAUAACAGGUGAACCCACUCCAACCAUCAUUGACGUGUCGAUAGUAACUGGUGAACCCACUGCAAACGUCACUGAUUCAUCAACAACUACUGGGGAACAAAAUACAUCCAUCACUGAGUCAAAAGAAACUGGGCAACCCACUAUAACAGUAAGAGGAUCAUCGACCACUACUGGUGAACACACUACAAGAGUCCCUGCUGCGUCGACCACAACUGGGGAGCCCACUACAACUGACAUUAAUGCAUCAACUACUACUAGUGAAAACACAACAAUGGUCAGUGGUGAAUCAAAAACAACUGGUGAACCCACUAUGACCGUCACUCGUGGGUCGACAACAACUGGUGAACCCACUAUGACCGUCACUCGUGGGUCGACAACAACUGGUGAACCCACAAAGACCGUCACUCGUGGGUCGACAACAACUGGUGAACCCACUAUGACCGUCACUCGUGGGUCGACAACAACUGGUGAACCCACUAUGAUCGUCACUCGUGGGUCGACAACAACUGGUGAACCCACUACAACCAUGACUGGUGUGUCAACAAUAACGGUUACAGCUGCACCCACUACAAACAUCACUGGUAGAUUGAUAUCAGCUGUUACAGCUGCACCCACUACAAACAUCACUGGUAGAUUGACAUCAACUGUUACAGCUGCACCCACUACAAACAUCACUGAUUGA